Messenger RNA from Notothenia coriiceps (black rockcod), 1020 nucleotides. RefSeq names its product glycerophosphodiester phosphodiesterase domain-containing protein 5. Lineage: Eukaryota; Metazoa; Chordata; Actinopteri; Perciformes; Nototheniidae. The transcript has 5 exons. The record is from RefSeq and is a predicted model, not a curated record. Gene Ontology annotation, biological process: lipid metabolic process. Gene Ontology annotation, cellular component: membrane. Gene Ontology annotation, molecular function: glycerophosphodiester phosphodiesterase activity. The coding region runs from base 1 to 1020 and encodes 339 amino acids.
AUGUAUAUCGGUAGAUCCCAUCAGAACUCCCGGAAGCUAAAGGUGUCUCUCUUUCUUCUUCUUUCCUCAGCGAGUUCCUCCAAAGACUCAGAGUCGUCGAAGGAGGAGCCUCGGAGGAAGAGGAGAGGCGACUCUUCGUCGGAGGAAGAGGAGGAGAAAGAUUCAAAGCAGAAGCGCCGACGUAUCGCUCUGAAACGCAGACGAGCCUCCAAGGACGACGAGUCGGACGACGACUCUGACGCAUCGUCUUCAGAAGAGGAUCGACCCGUCCGGAAACGUGUGAACCGAAUCGACUCUGACGAUGACGAGGAGGAGGAAGAGGAGAAGGAGGAGGAGGAAGAGGAGAAACCGAAGGAGAAGAAAGCAGACGAGGAGACAAAGGGAACAGUGGACAGCACUCCAAGCGACCCGUUCAGCACCGCCGGCUCUCUUUCUGCAGAGGAGCGUCUGCGCGCCGCCCAGCAGCCCGUCUGCAGCCUGCAGGCUUUCCUGCAGCUGGCUGCGCAGACAGAACAGCUGGUGAUCUUUGACCUCUACCGGCCCCCCAGAGGUCAUCCGUUCAGAGACACCUGGAUCCAGCGCACGCUGGAGGUCAUCCACAACGAGUCCUCCAUCAACUCCUCUCAGGUGCUCUGGCUGCCCUCUGACCUCCGCUCUCUGGUGCAUCUCUCCGACCCUUCCCUCCAGCAGACGUCGGGCAGCCGGCUCCCCCCGGAGGAUCUGCAGAGAAACAACAUCCUGAGACUCAACCUGCACUACAGCGACAUGUCCACUCAGAGCCCCAGUGCGUACUCAGCGGGUAACGUCAGCACUAACCUGUACGUGGUGACCCAGCCGUGGCUCUUCUCCCUCGCCUGGUGCUCAGGGGUUCAGUCGGUCACCACCAACAACCCCCAGCUGCUGAGCUCCAUCACCGCCCCGCUGUUCCUCAUGAGUCCAGAGGAGUACAACCUGAUGUGGAUUCUCACUGAUCUGCUGUCCCUGCUGCUCAUCAUCCUCUUCUUCAUCUUCCACUGGUGA